UCCCCACUAAUCACCAACGCAGGAGAGAACAAGAAUCGUGCUUGUUCCCCUACCCCUUCUCCCUUUCCCUCCUCUCUCUUUUUUUCCUGCUUCUCAACACAUCGAUCAUCGCACUAGCCUCCACGCAAGGCGCCCAUAUGUCCGAAAAGGUAUACAACGUGGUCGUGCUGCCCGGCGACGGCAUCGGCCCCGAGGUAACUGGCGAGGCCGCUCGCGUCCUCGAGCUCGUGUCGCAAAAGGCAAAGGACUUCAAGAUCAAGCUCCAGUCGCAACUGUUUGGAGGCGCAGCCAUCGAUGCAGCGGGCAAGCCGCUGCCCGAAGAGACGAUCAAGGCAUGCGAAGCUGCUGACGCCAUGCUGCUCGGUGCCGUCGGGGGGCCCAAGUGGGGUGUAGGCAAGGUUCGCCCCGAGCAGGGACUAUUGGCCCUCCGCGUGCACUUUGACCUGUAUGCAAACGUGCGCCCCGCCUUGUUCCCUUCGCAGUCGCUCGUCAAGCAUUCGCCCCUCAAGGAGGACAUUGCCCGAGGUACCGACAUCAUCGUCGUCCGCGAGCUCGUCAAGGGUCUUUACAUUGGCGAGCGUCAGGAGGCAGACCUGGACACGCCUGGAUCGACGGGCGAGGCGAGCGACAUGAUGCGCUACAACAAGCACGACGUCGAGCGCAUCACGCGCCUGGCAGCCUACCUGGCUCUACAGUCGAAGCCGCCAAAGAAGCUCCACUCGAUCGACAAGGCAAACGUGCUUGCAUGCUCGCGCCUCUGGCGACGCGUCGUCACCGAGACCGUAGAGAGGGAAUUCAGUUCCCAGGGCGUCGAGGUGGACCACCAGCUGGUUGACUCGGCCGCCAUGGUUAUGGUGUCGAAUCCAAAGAAGCUCAACGGCAUCGUCCUCACCGAAAACAUGUUUGGAGACAUUCUCUCCGACGAGUCGUCCGUCAUCCCCGGCUCCCUCGGCCUGCUCCCCUCGGCGUCGCUGGCUGGCCUCCCCGACGGCAAGUCGGCCUGCAAGGGCCUCUACGAGCCCAUCCAUGGCUCGGCGCCAGACAUUGCCGGCCAGGGAAUCGCCAACCCCAUUGGAACGAUUCUGUCGGCCGCCCUGCUGCUGCGUUACUCACUCGGACGGCCCAACGAGGCAGAGGCCGUCGAGACUGCUGUCCGCAAGGUUCUCGACGCCCAGGAGGACGGUGGCCUUGGGAUGAGAACCAAGGACUUGGGCGGCAAUGCAGGCUCAAAGGAAAUUGGCGACAAGGUCCUCGAGGUCCUCGAGACUCUCCUCUGAAGACAGUCGAGGAAGAUAGAAUGAGAAGAAGUGAAUUUUGUGUCGGCGUUUUAGUACUGUACUGUACUGUACUGUACAUUGUGGACUACAAGAAACAUUUGCGUAGGCGCACACCCUCAAGCGACAUCGUCCAUGUCGUCUUCGUCAUCUCCACCAAUGUCUCCUCCCUCUUCCAAUUUGAUCUCUUGUCUGCUGCUGCCGCUGCUGCUCACAACGUUGCUCCUCGAUCCUGGAUCCUGAGCACCCAUCUGCUGCUGCCGACUGGCUUCCUC
Messenger RNA from Acaromyces ingoldii, 1549 nucleotides. RefSeq names its product 3-isopropylmalate dehydrogenase. Gene Ontology annotation, molecular function: 3-isopropylmalate dehydrogenase activity; NAD binding; magnesium ion binding. The record is from RefSeq and is a predicted model, not a curated record. Gene Ontology annotation, cellular component: cytosol. The transcript is spliced from 3 exons. Gene Ontology annotation, biological process: L-leucine biosynthetic process. Bases 138 to 1277 code for a protein of 379 amino acids. NCBI's taxonomy places the organism in Eukaryota, Fungi, Basidiomycota, Exobasidiomycetes, Exobasidiales, Cryptobasidiaceae.